This is a messenger RNA of Cottoperca gobio, 2359 nucleotides long. RefSeq names its product beclin 1, autophagy related (gene becn1). Gene Ontology annotation, cellular component: phosphatidylinositol 3-kinase complex, class III, type II; phosphatidylinositol 3-kinase complex, class III, type I; phagophore assembly site. Gene Ontology annotation, molecular function: protein-macromolecule adaptor activity; phosphatidylinositol 3-kinase binding. Gene Ontology annotation, biological process: late endosome to vacuole transport; autophagosome assembly; mitophagy. The record is from RefSeq and is a predicted model, not a curated record. Lineage: Eukaryota; Metazoa; Chordata; Actinopteri; Perciformes; Bovichtidae.
ACAUCCGCCCAAAACAACAACAAGGAAGUGGAAAGAGAAGUCCCGAGGUGCAAAAUGCAACAGUCACGCUAAAUAUGUUAGAAGGGAUUUCUAAUUUUCAACACGCGCAAAUCAGGAUUAUUAUGCAAUAGUUUUUGUUCUUUGCAAGCGACACUAGCGAUGGAGGGCUCCAAGUCGUCGAGCACAACCAUGCAGGUCAGCUUCGUGUGUCAGCGGUGCUGUCAGCCGCUCAAACUGGACACAUCCUUCAAUGUGCUCGAUCGAGUCACAAUCCAGGAACUUAUUGCUCCGUUGGUCACGGUGACCCCCGGCAAACAGGCGGACAGCACUGAGGGGGAGACGGCACCAGAGGAGACCUUUGCAGAAAACAAGCAAGAUGGAGUGUCAAGAAAAUACAUUCCUCCUGCACGGAUGAUGUCCACAGAGAGUGCCAACAGCUUCACACUGAUUGGAGAAGCAUCGGAUGGUGGCACCAUGGAGAAUCUAAGUCGUAGAUUGAAGGUGACCAGUGACCUGUUUGACAUCAUGUCGGGCCAGACAGACGUAGACCACCCGCUGUGUGAGGAAUGUACUGACACCCUGCUGGACCACCUGGACACGCAGCUCAACAUCACAGAGAACGAAUGCCAGAAUUACAAGCAGUGCCUGGAGCUGCUGUCACACCUGCAGCUGGAGGGAGAGGAGACCCUGCUGGCAGAGCUGCAGCAGCUGAAGGAGGCGGAGGAGGCUCUGGUCCAAGAGCUGGAGGAAGUGGAGGAUCAGAGGGCUGCUGUGGCCCAGGAUCUGACCCAGAGCAGGAUCCACUCUCAGCAGCUGGACACGGAGGAGCUACAGUACCAGAAAGAGUACAGCGAGUUUAAACGGCAACAGCUGGAGCUGGAUGAUGAGCUGAAGAGCGUUGACAACCAGAUGCGUUACUGCCAGAUUCAGCUAGAUCGCCUGAAAAAGACCAACGUAUUCAAUGCCACAUUUCACAUCUGGCACAGCGGACAGUUUGGUACCAUCAACAACUUCCGUCUGGGUCGACUCCCCAGCGUCCCAGUGGAGUGGAACGAGAUCAACGCAGCCUGGGGGCAGACGGUGCUGCUGCUGCACGCUCUGGCCAACAAAAUGGGGCUGCACUUCCAGAGAUAUCGUCUUGUCCCAUACGGAAACCACUCAUACUUAGAGUCACUGACAGACAAGUCCAAGGAGCUUCCUCUGUACUGCUCAGGAGGCCUGAGGUUCUUCUGGGACAAUAAAUUCGACCACGCCAUGGUGGCCUUUCUGGACUGUGUCCAGCAGUUCAAAGAGGAGGUGGAGAAAGGAGACACUGGCUUCUGCCUUCCAUACAGGAUGGAUGUAGAGAAGGGCAAGAUCGAGGACACGGGGGGCAGCGGCGGCUCCUACUCCAUCAAAACUCAAUUCAACUCUGAGGAGCAGUGGACCAAGGCGCUCAAGUUUAUGCUCACCAACCUGAAGUGGGGACUGGCCUGGGUCACCUCGCAGUUCUACAACAGAUAAACUUUCUGGACAAUGCCUUGUGAUUUUUAGUCUUCUGCCCCUCUGAUGAAUGGAUUUCGUGUGAAUCUUAUUACUUUACUUGGCCAAAGGAAAAUAAAUGGUUAUGUGUGCACCAUUUUUGCAAGUCUUUUCAGGAGAAGCAUGGAGCCAAGUUCUUGAUCUUCAGUCUAGAUGGUUUGUGUUUUUACAAAAGGGGGAUAAUUGUGCUGCAAAAGUGGAGUUUAUAAAUUGCAGUCCCACUUUGGAAGCGGUAAAGACAGGCACAGGUUGCAGUCACGUCCCUCAAAGCAAGCGAGAUGAGAUAACGUGUUCGUCUUGUCGGUUAAUUUUUAUCGUCUGCUUCACUAAUUAAUAUCCGUCUUUUUCCUCUGAAGAGCUGACGUCGCAUUAAGACGACUUCACACUCCCUCAGACUAGAAUGUAAUUUAAAAGAAAUCUUCGCCAAAUCCACUUCUAACCACUUUAUCAAGUUCAAGGUUUCCUUGCUAUCCUGUUGCACUGCACACCUUUUUGAAGUCACUGUGUAACUUUCUCCACAGAGAGAAACAAAGUUUGUCAAUGUCCCAAUUAUAUAAGCUGUAAGAGCGUGAUGUGAUAAUUAUGUUCAAGGUCUGAUCUUUACUAGAUUAACACUGUUUAGUAUUCAACAAGUGUCAGUAUUUCAUUAACCUCGAAUGCAGUUAUCACGUUUGCCGGUUACAUACAUGCGUUGCAGGUAAACUGUUGUAUUUAGAGGCACGUUGAUACAGCUGUGUUCAUACUCUGCACCAUCACAUUAGUUUGUCUCUUUUAGAUAUGACGGAUACUUCUAAUGGUGGAAUUUGAGUUAAUAAAACGUUUGAUGCUGUGAAAAACA